This is a messenger RNA of Carassius gibelio (silver crucian carp), 2479 nucleotides long. Its product is annotated as arrestin domain-containing protein 2. The record is from RefSeq and is a predicted model, not a curated record. Gene Ontology annotation, cellular component: plasma membrane; cytoplasm. The transcript has 7 exons. The coding region runs from base 194 to 1417 and encodes 407 amino acids. Lineage: Eukaryota; Metazoa; Chordata; Actinopteri; Cypriniformes; Cyprinidae. Gene Ontology annotation, biological process: protein transport.
CAGCGAUUCCUGCAUUAGGUCUAUGAUAAAAUCAGUAAGACCGCCCACACGAGUUUAAAGGCCCUUCGGGGAACAUGCACAGCUUCAGUUUUGUUUUGAACCUGACGGAAGAGUAGCUUGCACUUGAAUGCACGCUCGCGCUCUUUGUUUGACUUAGACAUACUUCAAGGGCUGCAUCUGGGAAACAGCAAAGAUGAUUUUCGACAAGCUGAAAAAGAUCGACAUAGUGUUUGAUUCUCCGGAGCUGGACUCUGUUCCGGUGUUCAGCAGCGGAGAUGUGGUCUCAGGGAAGGUUGUGCUCGAGCUCUCGGGGGAGACUAAAGUGCAGUCGCUGAAGUUGCAUGCAGAAGGUUUCGCUCAAGUGCACUGGACCGAGUCUCGCAGCGCAGGCUCGAGCACCGCUUACACGCAGAACUACAGCGAUGAAGUGGAGUACCUGAACCGGAGAGAAGUUCUGCUGCAGGCAGAUAACGGUGAGCUGACCGUUCUGUCUGCUGGGAGACACGAGUACCCUUUCAGUUUCCAGCUGCCAGAGGAAACUCUAGUGACAUCUUUUGAGGGCAAGCACGGCAGCAUUCGGUACUGGGUGAAGGUUAAGCUGCAUCGCCCAUGGGCCACCGUCAAGAAGAUCAAGAAAGAGUUCACGGUUAUCGAGCCCAUUGACAUCAACACACCAAGUUUGCUGGCGCCUCAAGCUGGAACCAAAGAGAAGAUGGCUCGCAUUUGGUACCGCAACUGCGGGCAGGUGUCGAUCACCGCAAAGAUCGACCGUAAGGGCUACACGCCGGGUGAAGUGAUUCCAGUCUUCGCUGAAUUCGAUAACUCCACGUCUCGCUCCGUGGUGCCGAGAGCUUACAUCACCCAGACACAGACCUUCAUCGCGAGGGGAACCAUGAAGCAGAAGAGGGCCGUGGUGGCCACGUUGUGCGGGGACAUAGUUGGUGCACGCCAUAGAGACACGUGGCACGGCCGCGCCAUCAAAAUCCCUCCAGUCGGGCCCUCCAUCCAGCAGUGUCGCAUCAUUAAAGUGGAAUACAUGCUCAGGGUGUGUGUUGAUGUUCCUGGGACGUCCAAACUUUCCCUGGAGCUUCCUUUGGUUAUGGGCACCAUCCCUUUGCAUCCAUUCGGCAGUCGUACGUCUAGCGUGAGCAGCCAGUACAGCGUGAACAUGGAGUGGCUUCGCAUGGCCAUCCCUGAGCAGCCUGAGCCUCCUCCAGAUUACAGCGCUGUUGUGUCAGAUGAGGAAGCGGUCCAGAGCUCCACAGCAGUCCAGCCUGAGGAAGAUCUCAGCGGCGUGCUGCAGCGCUCCCUCAUGGCCUACGUGCAGGAGUUCAGAUUACGCCCGCCUCCGGUGUACAGCGAGGUGGACCCAAACCCUCAGCCCCUCACCAUGCGUCCUCGCUGCAUGACCUGUUGAACUCUCUGUCAGCUGAGCAUCACCUGAUGUUUGUAACAAAAGCUGAGAUUUAAUUCUCCUGGACGUCUCUCUGAGACUGAGAUUGGCACUUGAUCCUCGUUUCGAGCCGUUCGCAUCUGUGCUUCCAGCAGCGGGGCAAAGAGAGAGGAGGAGAUGUCUGGACUAGGCGAGGACGAGUGCUUUCAUCAAACAAAGAGCACAUUCAGUACCAGGCCGAACAAAGGUUCUGCCCACGUUUGUGUCCCAAAGAGCGAUCAGACUCUGGUCUGUGCCUCAAACCAUUGUUUGUAGAAUCAGGGAAAUCUGGUAUGAUCACUAGAGAAUUAUGGGUGAGAAGCCAUUAAGAGAUGCUACCCAUAGUGCCUUAUUUUGCUGUGAAUGAGGGCCGAGUCCCUUUUAACCAGCUGCAGUCUGCCACCAUAGAUGUUCGCAUGCAUGUGAUGAAACUGUCAUCAUAUGCGCAUCUUUCGGUGUCGGUGUUAGCCAAAGAGAUUGGUUUAACAUUCAUGUGAAUGGGUGAUUCUAUUCAAAAGGGGAAAACUAGAGCUUUAAGGGGGGAAUUGCAAAUCCUGGAAGUAGAAAAAUCCUUUUCCCCCCCUCUUGGAGUUGAUGUUAUGUUGGUAUAAGUUUCAUCUGGAGCCUGAGACCUGGAAGCUCUUAAUGUCUCGCUGAAUGUAAACCACAGAUAACUUUUGAGCAAAACUGUUGUUUUUCUUCAUUGUUUUUACUGUGACUUGUGGUCACGCAGGUCUCAAGGAGCCCUUGAAGGUUAGCUUUACGAAGGACAGAGCCAUGUGUACCCAAGGUGCCUUUUUUAGUUGAUUUAGAUGAAACGAUGAAUGACUUACAGGGAUUGUGUCAUGUUAAGUUUUCCUAAUGUUGCGACUCCCUGAAGUGUCCUUACACACACAUUCCAAAAAUACCACAGACUCGCUUCAUUUCCAGGUUAUGAGAAAGUGUACCUUCAGGUUUAAACAUAAUGAUUGUAUUUUUGUUGUUGAAAUUUGUGACAAGAAUAUUUUUUGUUAAUCGAUUUUAAGUAAAUAAAAAGGAAAAAUGAUA